CUUUAUCAUGUGAAUCACAUGAUGGAAUGAAAAAUGCGCAUACCUGUUUAAGUCAGCCACUAUAAAGGUGAUCAAGAUAUUUAUAUAAAUUGUGCAGCUGUGCUAAGUUAUUUUGCUCUUCACCGUACUUUAAACCUUUUAUGAUGGGAACGGAAAGGUAUGAAGCGUAUUUACAUCAUUUGAGAUACAUGUCAUCAAGUGCUUCAAAAUUUUCUUUGGACCUCUUUCAACAUGUCGUUUCACACAAUCCCCAUAGCAACCUGUUCAUGUCGCCUAGCAUCAUUUUUGUUGCCAUGACGAUGGUUCAAAUUGGAGCAAGAAAUGAAACCAGAAACCAAAUGAUUUCUACUCUUCAAUUUCGAUCCAAAGAUCAACAGUCAAUACUUGAUGCUGCUAGUAGUUUUGCUUACCGGUUGAAUAAAAGGAGCGAUCAUGGCAUACUGAGAAGCGCUAAUAGACUCUAUCCGAUCAGUGGUAAAGGCAUUUUGGGCGAUUAUAGAAAAGCUGUAGUCGAACAUUUUGCCUCAGAUGUCAAACAUGUGUGCUUCAUUUCCAACCCAGAGGGAAGCAGACAAGAAAUAAACAAAUGGGUAGAGGAAGUCACAAAUGAAAAGAUAAAAAACCUUCUGCCUAGCGGAUCUAUUAAUGCACUCACAAGAAUGGUAGUUGCAAAUGCUAUCUAUUUCAAAGGACACUGGAUGACACAGUUUCAGCCACAGAGUACAACACAAACUGAUUUUCAUACAUUGGACGGAAAGUCUUUGAAGAUAGACAUGAUGAAACGAGAAAUGAAGAAAGUGCGAUAUAGCAAGAAUGCAGCUUUGGAUUGUAAGGUUUUACAACUGCCUUACAUUGGUAAUGAAAUGUAUCUCAUUGAGAGUGAAAUGGCUAUGAUAGUUUUACUUCCAAACACCGUCACUGGAUUGCUGGAAAUGGAGAAAAAGAUAAACGUCCAAAACAUGAACCAAUGUAUCGAAGAUGUUUUCUCACCAACUGUUAUAGUUUCCAUUCCGAAAUUCAAGCUUGAGAGUUCAUUCCAGCUUUCAGAUACAUUAUCUGCUCUCGGAAUGCCGGACGUGUUUAAUCAAAACAAAGCUGACCUCUCUGGAAUGGGGACGGACUUGUUUGUUUCUCAGGUGUUCCACAAGGCGUGUGUGGAUGUAAACGAAGAAGGUAUAGAGGAAGCAGCUGCAACUGCUGCAACCAUGCCAGCUCCUCCACGGACGUUUAUACAGACGUUUACGGCUGAUCACCCGUUCAUGUUUUUGAUUUGGAACUAUGAGAUGAUGGCGCCACUGUUUGUUGGUCGCUUUACUGGACUCGAAACUAAAGCUGCUCAGACACGAGACGAACUCUAGGUUGGAUGUGUUUAGCAUAAAGACGUCGUUGAUAAAUACAGUGCGCUAAUAUUGACCAUAGCCUGUUCACCCCAAUUUGAUCAUUAGUGCGGUUAAGUUUGUCAAUCGAACGUAUGUCUUUUCAUUGUUAUUUAUUAUAGCCUGUGUGUGUAUGUAACAUUUUAAGCAGUUCAUGGAAAACUAGUGUUAAAGAUUAAAUGCGUUUACUGUGGUACCAAGGUUGUAUUGGAACUUGAAUGCCAAAACUGGCGAUGUCUGCAUCGAGAUCUUUUUAUCGCAAUUUUCGGAUGAGAACAUAUUUACCUUUGAGUUGAUGUCAUGCUUGCGCAAUCUGAAACACCGGAACGGCAAAACAAUGCACUGAAAAUUGGACGUUUGAAGUCGUAUGCACGAGAGGAGCAGCCUGUAUUACAGACGUGGUCACAUAAUAGCAAAUUAGUGUUAUGGUCCGUUUUAUUAAAGGCCAUUAUCAAUUUGUUUGUCCGGAAAAGUAAAUAAGAACUAUGUAUGUACACUAAAGAAAGUAUUUUGUGGAAUUGAAAUAAGUGCCAAAGUCGUCCGAGUGUUUGUAUUAGCAUAAAAAGAAGUACAGUUACAUGCUUGAUACAGAAAAAGUAUAACGAAAGGAUUCAUAGUCGAAAUAGAUGCUUUGCGUUUCUUCACUGCAACAGUUUAAUUACCUCCCUUGGUUUUAAAUUUGCCACGUAAACAAUAUAAAAUUGUGACUUGUAAUUCAUAAAGUAAGUUAAUUGUAUGGCUAAAAAUAAUGUAUUAAGCAUUUAAAGAGUAUUUGAUAUUUAAGGAAUGUUUCUAGUAAAAUCCUGCGUAUAUAUUCGGCUUGUUUUUGUGUUAGUGAAGGAGAAAUGCUGAUCGGUAAUCUCCGUAGAGUGCGGAGGGCAAUUGGAAACGUCGGUAGUUUCCGUUGGCUAGGUGGCGCUCUGUUCGUCAGUAUAUAAAGACGCGCAGAUCGGCAAGUUAGGCAGUUCUCAUGUGUAUACGAACGGAUCAACAUCUGAAGAAAAUGGACGUUACUCUAAAAGAACAGUGCUCUGAAGCAUUUGGGUGUUUACGUUGACUUAGAACGGUGCUGCCCGGGCUGCAGAGUUCCUGUUUCUUGUAGAGGGUCUUCAGAGUGUUGGAGUCUACGGACGUCGUACAAGGCAGUGACGGAAGCUUCACCUAAGGCCUUGGGGUGACGAAGAGCCAGUGGCUUCGCGGAAGCCAGUAGCCUUACGGAGGCGGAAGCCAGUAGCUUCACGGAGGCAAAAGCCGGUAGCUUCACGGAACCGGUAGCUUCACUGAGGGAUUGGUGAAGGGUUGCGGCUUUAAUAAGCUGAGAGUAAUAGAAAGCCAGAGGGUUCGUUGAAGGCGUCGGUCCCCUCUUUGGUCGCAUUGUAUAUAUCUGAAGCGACUCGAUUAUUUUAAGUUUAUAAUCAGAAGGCAGGUAGCCUAAGGAACAUAAUAAAUUACACUGUUUAUUGAACUCAAUAAAAUAGUUAGCCUUCCGAGGACUUCGAAAGGCACAUCGUGUGUUUGAGGUCGCGCACACAGCGCUCGGUUGCGGCCUCAGGAAGUCGGCCGGCUCGCGCUACAAAAGAAAACGCUAGUAGCGGAUGCCAAUUCUUGUAAUUGAAUGUUGAAUACAUUUUGUAUUUUGGGGCAGAAAAAAGGUUUAUAAUAAAAUAUUUUAAUAUAUUAGACAAACGCCCACGAAUAUGCACGUUCCAGAGACGAAACAUAUUUAAUCUUCGUAUUCAUUAACUUGCAUUUUGAUUGGAAUCAGGUGAAUGAUUUCGCAUUAUACACUAAGUCUCUAUGGCGUGUAUGUUGUAAUGUAUAUUAUUUAUUAUUAAACAUUAUCAGCAUGAUUGUGAUUGUGUGAGCAAUUUGGAUAAUGCAACAUUUUUAAAUGUGUUGUAACGGAUGCAAUUAAAUGUCAUAUGAUAUUCCACCUUUAACGCAAAGAAAAAAAAAUUAAAAUCAAGUGUUCUCGUGGUGUACUAAGUUAAAAAAGGAGACAAUGUUUAACAAAGUGUGAUUUUCAUGAUCUUUAUUCUUAUUUUAUUUUGCGAUAUGUUUUAUUUACUUAAAAUAUUAUAUUGGAUAUUUGCACAUAUAA
Messenger RNA from Dreissena polymorpha, 3477 nucleotides. Its product is annotated as leukocyte elastase inhibitor-like. The transcript has 2 exons. The coding region runs from base 141 to 1358 and encodes 405 amino acids. Gene Ontology annotation, molecular function: serine-type endopeptidase inhibitor activity. Lineage: Eukaryota; Metazoa; Mollusca; Bivalvia; Myida; Dreissenidae. The record is from RefSeq and is a predicted model, not a curated record.